Messenger RNA from Salvelinus namaycush (lake trout), 1215 nucleotides. RefSeq names its product cytokine receptor-like factor 1. The coding region runs from base 1 to 1215 and encodes 404 amino acids. Gene Ontology annotation, biological process: cytokine-mediated signaling pathway. Lineage: Eukaryota; Metazoa; Chordata; Actinopteri; Salmoniformes; Salmonidae. The record is from RefSeq and is a predicted model, not a curated record. Gene Ontology annotation, molecular function: protein binding; cytokine receptor activity. Gene Ontology annotation, cellular component: external side of plasma membrane. The transcript has 7 exons.
AUGAUCUCCAUGUUGUGUCUCAUGCUGUUUGUUCCACGUGUGUUCUCCUCAUCGACACAGGUGGCUGUAAUCUUCCCCCAAGACCCAGCAUUGUGGAUGGGCUCCAGCCUGACGGCCACGUGCACAGUGAGCCCCGAGCGGGGGCUGCAUGCCAACACUAUGUACUGGACCCUUAACGGGAAGAGACUCCCAAGUAGCACCUACGGCCUGCUGAGCACCAACGGCCUCAGUGUCACCCUCCACCGCCUCAACGGCUCCCAGCAGCAGUCUGGGGACAACCUGGUGUGUCACAGCAGAGACGGACAUGUCCUGGCUGGCUCCUGUCUGUACGUGGGCAUGCCCCCGGAGAAGCCGGUCAACCUAACCUGCUGGUCCCGAAAUACAAAGGACCUGAGCUGCAAGUGGACCCCCGGUGGUCGGGGUGAAACCUUCAUCAAAACCAAAUACACCCUCAAGUACAAAUUGAGGUGGUACGGGCGAGAGAGAGAAUGUGAGGACUACAGCACGGGGCAACGCUACACGUGUUACAUCCCCCGGGACUUGGCCCUCUUUACUCCCUACGAGAUCUGGGUGGAGGCGUCCAAUCAGCUGGGGACUGCCACCUCUGAUGUCAUCACUCUGGAUAUUCUGGAUGUGGUGACUACAGACCCUCCAGACAACGUCCAUGUGAGUCGUGUGGGGGAGCUUGAGGACCAGCUGACAGUGCGUUGGGGCAGCCCCCCGGCACUUAAAGACUUCCUCUUCCAGGCCAAAUACCAGAUACGCUACCGACUGGAAGACAGCGCUGAAUGGAAGUUGGUGGAUGAUGUAGGUAACCAGACAUCGUGCCGGCUAGCAGGGCUAAGGGAAGGGACAGUAUACUUUGUCCAGGUGAGGUGUAACCCAGUGGGGAUAUACGGCUCCAGGAAGGCUGGGAUCUGGAGUGACUGGAGCCACCCUACAGCUGCCUCCACGCCCCACAGUGAGCCGCUGCAGAGUGGGUCAUGUGAUCCCAAGUCGGGCGAGCAGAACUCCACCCUGCGACGGGAGCUCAAGCAGUUCUUUGGCUGGGUCCGCAAACACGCAUGCGGCUGCAGCGGCAUGUCAAUCAAACUCUACGACCAGUGGCGGGUGUGGCUGCAGAAAUCGCAUAAAACGCGCAACCAUGUAGGUAAGAAUAAUAUCCCCUUUAUUUCUGUUCCAGCUCAGCAUAGGCUUCACAGUUAUGCACCAUGA